AUGGUGUUCUCCAGCCGCACCUUCCAGCACCUCAGCUGGGGUGUCGCCUUUUGUUUCAUCUGCAUAUGGAGCACAUACCUCACCUUUGAAAACUAUGCGGAGCACGAGCGACAGAAGGAAACGUACGAAGAACAGCUGAUGGUGGCGAGGGAGCGACUGGAGGAAGUCAACAGAGAAGCCAACAAGCUGCGCAAGCAGCGUGAUGUCACUCUCGAGGCGCACCUGCGCAAGAUCCGGCAGCUGGAGAUCCAGAAGAAGACUUUGCAGGUUUCACCCUCUCCACUCGGCGCGCGCGCGUGCCGUGGAGCUGAGCACAGUCUGGACAUGAAGAAGCUGGCCCAGCACGACAACAUCACCAAGUUUCACAUCAUCUCCCACACUCAUUGGGAUAGAGAGUGGUACCUCCCCUUCGAGCAGUUUCGUGGCCGUCUGGUGAAGCUGUUGGAUGACGUGCUCGACCAAAUGGACACCGACCCCACGUUCCAGCACUUUCAUCUCGAUGGCCAAAUGAUUCCAGCCGACGACUAUAUGGAGAUCAGACCGUACAUGAAGGAGAGGAUCCAUCUGGCCAACUUGCAGAACAAGAUCGCCCUGGGACCCUGGUUUGUGCAACCCGACGAGUUCCUGGUAACUGGCGAAGGGCUCGUCAGGAACCUCAUGCUGGGCAUUCGCAAGGCCGAGGCGCUGGGCGGCUCCUCGCUCGUGGGCUACAUUCCCGACUCGUUCGGGCACAUCGCACAACUGCCGCAAAUGCUGCUGGGUUUCGAUAUCGAAUCGGCAGUGUCCGGACGUGGUCCAGGCCCCAAGCAGCCCAGCGAGGUACCGCGUGUGUGUGUCGUGCGUGUCGUGCUUGCGCGUACCAUGAGAACAACACCUCACGCGCUCAUUCGUCGUGGCGAAGCUGUGGUGGCAAUCCCCCGAUGGCUCUCGAGUCUUGUUCAUCCACCUUCGUCGGUGGUAUUGUAA
This is a messenger RNA of Acanthamoeba castellanii str. Neff, 966 nucleotides long. Its product is annotated as glycosyl hydrolase. Gene Ontology annotation, molecular function: alpha-mannosidase activity. NCBI's taxonomy places the organism in Eukaryota, Discosea, Longamoebia, Acanthamoebidae. The record is from RefSeq and is a predicted model, not a curated record. The transcript has 7 exons. Bases 1 to 966 code for a protein of 321 amino acids. Gene Ontology annotation, biological process: oligosaccharide catabolic process; mannose metabolic process.